AUGGAGAAGGCUAAACAACAUGCAUUCGACAAUGCCAGACUUCAAGUGAUCAAAAAUGGCUAUGAGAGGGCCUUUGAAUGCAUCAAUAAAGGACUCACUGUCGAUGAAGCUGGAGACAAGGCACUGGCCCUGGAGCUAUACAAACAAGGGCGCCAGCACCUUCUCAGGGCCAUCAGCGUGCCUUCUCGGGGAGAGGAGUGUGUCGGCAGCUCCUGGGAAUCGGCCCGACAGAUGCAGCAGAAGAUGCAGGAGACACUGAACAACAUCACCACUCGAUCAGUCGUGUGCCGCCCGGCCCUGGUGCCACAAACGUCUGAAAAAGUCCUCUAUCCCAAGCUUCCCACCCAAAACAAGCCAGAGAGGCCAGCUCCGCCAAACCUACUUUCUGUAGGAGGCAUGGCUGCAUCCAGCAGUGAGGGUCUACCUCUCUCAGCGAGUGGACCACCUGUGGAGGCAGCCGAACCGCCUCCAUCUUACUCCCCUCAGGCGGCGGAUGGCCACUUUUCGGUCUCGUAUGGAACGGAUGCGGGGGAACUGUCAUUGGUUGGGGAUGAAUUCUACAGUCGUACAUCUCACUCGAGACCAUCUCUCCAGAGUAUGGGUGAAGAUGGAGUGGAGCUGGUGUACAUCCCUCAUGGGGUACAGAUAUUCUUUGUCACGCCUGAAGGGCAAGUGAGCGCUCCAUCGUACCCGGGCUACCUGCGGCUGGUGAAGUUUACUGUCGACCAUGAAGACGGGAUGCCCAACCGACCACCAGCAUUUUUGCAGGUGUGCGACUGGCUCUACCCUCUCAUGGCCAUGGACUCGCCAGUGUUGCUGUGUAACACUGGCGUGUUCAUGUUUCCGGACUUGAUGGCGCCAACUCCAGGCUAUUUUGUGGGGGUGGUGUUGUCCUCUGAGCUCCCCGCCGCAGACAGAGAGCGGUUCCACGACAUGCUCUCCCAGAAUACAGAUCUCCGAGUUCAGGCUCCAGCUGAAACUGCAGACGCCAUUAGUCUCAGUCAGAAGGUGCCCAUCGCUCCACCUGAAGCGACUGCACUGACGGCCACCGAGGAGGAGAAGCCGCUGCCUGAGUGGAGUGAAAAGGUGGCGAGUGGGAUCUUGACAGGGGCGUCGUGGCUAAGCUGGGGCCUGGUGAAAGGAGCGGAGUACACGGGCAAGGCCAUUCACAAAGGGGCAUCUAAACUCCGAGAACACAUCACCCCGGAGGACAAACCCACCCACGUCAGUCCCGCAGUCACCAAAGGCCUCCAAGUUGCCAAGCAAGCGACAGGAGGAGCUGUCAAAGUCAGCCAGUUUCUAGUGGACGGGGUGUGCAUGGUCGCUGGCUGCGUGGGUCGAGAGUUGGCUCCACAUGUGAAAAAACACGGAGGCAAGCUGAUCCCGGAGUCUUUGAAGAAAGAUAAGGAUGGGCGUUCCAACAUAGAUGGAGCUAUGGUGGUGGCUGCCAGUGGAGUGCAAGGAUUUGCGACCAUGUGGACUGGUUUGGAAGUAGCAGCAAAGGACAUUACUACGAGUGUCGCAUCGGAGACGGUCACCACCGUAAAACACAAGUACGGGGCGGCAGCAGGACAAGCCACUGACCAUGCUGUCAAUUCUGCCAUUAAUAUCGGCCUUACUGCAUUCAAUGUUGACAACCUGGGAAUCAAAGCUGUGGUGAAAAGAACUGGCAAGGAGACGGCAAAGUCACUUUUGGAAGAUUACAAGCUCCAGGAAAAACCAGAGAAUGGGAAGCAAGUCGAGAAAUCGGGCAAAUAGCUGGCAGUGCCUGGCCUCAUUCCCUCAGCCACACCCUUUUAAAGUAUCAUUUGUAUUCUUCUAUAAAAUACAUUUUGUUAACUAAAUAUUCAUUAUUUAUAAAAACAUGUUCUAUAUUUACAAAACAAAUACUGUUCUAUGCAUAUCCUAUAGUUUGAUACAGCUCUUGAGCACUUUAAUCCUUGCUAAAUAAAAUGGAUGACCUAAAUUAAUAGAAGCGGCAGAUUUCUAAACUCAUUAAAACAUGGCCAUACAGUUAUAUUGACAGAUUCGGUUGUUAUCACUGAACCUGUGAGAUACCAGUUUCAUUCUGCUCUUUGUACUAAGCCAGGAAUUGUUGCUAACUAGACACUGGAAACGGUUCUAAUCUUUGUGAAGUAUCUGUGUGUUUGAGUUUAUUCCUGGAAGGAUAAGUGCAAUUUAUAUACUUUGAAUGAAUUAUGAAUAUAUAAAUACUACUACUAAUUAUUAUCCGUCUAUUUUGGGAUAUAAUAUCAUAAAGUGUCUGUUUUACUGGUGUUUAAGUUGAGGUAUAAUCACUGCUGCCUACUGUGCCUGCAAACAUCACAUAAUAUACAAAAAUGACUUAAUAGUCCAUGAUGGAUUUCUGUUAGACCUUCAUUACGGAGCUAGUUUCUUUCCAUCUCCUAUGAAUGAGAUGCUCAGUGCUAUAUUCUGAUAUAUGAUGAUGUUUAUAGUGUUUAAUAUACAAAUCUAGACAACGUUUACUUUGAAGUGCAAUGUUAACUUUGUUUGCAAACCUGUUGAGACUAAUUUAUUUGUGAGACUUUUGAAAGUUAAUCUAUUUUAAAUGGCUUUUCUAGUAUUUGAGUUGGGUAUUGUGAUUUAUUUCCCACCUAAAAUACUGAGAAUUUUCUGAGAAAUAAAAUGUAAAUUAAUAAAGGAAAUUCUGUAUUUAUUUAUUUGAGCAGUAUAUUUUUAAACAGUUGUUUUGUUUAAAUCUAAUAAACAAUACCUUAAACAUGU
Pseudoliparis swirei is the source of this 2745-nucleotide messenger RNA. RefSeq names its product spartin b (gene spartb). Gene Ontology annotation, biological process: negative regulation of BMP signaling pathway; cell division. Gene Ontology annotation, cellular component: plasma membrane. Bases 1 to 1758 code for a protein of 585 amino acids. The transcript is spliced from 8 exons. Lineage: Eukaryota; Metazoa; Chordata; Actinopteri; Perciformes; Liparidae. The record is from RefSeq and is a predicted model, not a curated record.